GCCGGCCGCUCGCCCUGCGCCCGGGCCCGGGCCCCGACGGCCGCGCGUUGAGAUGACUUUCCGAGACCUCCUGAGCGCCAGUUUCGAGGGACCCCGCCCGGACAGCGGCGCCGGCGGCUCCAGCACCGGCGGCGGCGCGGGGGGCGCGGGCGGCACGGCCGCCUCGGAGGGCCCGGCGGUGGGCGGCGUGCCGGGAGCCGUGGGCGGCGGCGGGGCCGGCGUGGUGGGCGCGGGCGGCGGCGAGGACAACAGGAGCUCGGCUGCCGAGCCGGGGGGCGCGGGCGCUGGCGGCGAGGUGAACAGCACAGCGGCCGUCGGGGGGCUGGUGGUGAGCGCGCAAGGAGUGGGCGUGGGCGUCUUCCUGGCCGCCUUCAUCCUCUUGGCUGUAGCGGGCAACCUGCUGGUCAUCCUCUCGGUGGCCUGCAACCGCCACCUGCAGACAGUCACCAACUAUUUCAUAGUCAACCUGGCCGUGGCCGACCUGCUGCUGAGCGCCACGGUGCUACCCUUCUCUGCCACGAUGGAAGUGCUGGGCUUCUGGGCCUUCGGCCGGGCCUUCUGUGAUGUGUGGGCCGCCGUGGACGUGCUGUGCUGCACGGCUUCCAUCCUCAGCCUCUGCACCAUCUCGGUGGACCGAUAUGUGGGCGUGCGCCACUCGCUCAAGUACCCAGCCAUCAUGACCGAGCGCAAGGCGGCCGCCAUCCUGGUGCUGCUCUGGGUGGUGGCCCUCGUGGUGUCCGUGGGGCCGCUGCUGGGCUGGAAGGAGCCGGUGCCCCCAGACGAGCGUUUCUGCGGCAUCACCGAGGAGGCAGGCUACGCGGUCUUCUCCUCCGUGUGCUCCUUCUACCUGCCCAUGGCCAUCAUCGUGGUCAUGUACUGCCGCGUGUACGUGGUGGCUCGAAGCACCACCCGCAGCCUCGAGGCGGGGGUCAAGCGCGAGCGCGGAAAGGCCUCCGACGUCGUGCUGCGCAUCCACUGUCGGGGCGCCAGCGCCAACGCAGACGGGGCGCACGGAGGGAUGCGCAGCACCAAGGGCCACACUUUCCGCAGCUCGCUGUCCGUGCGCCUGCUCAAGUUCUCCCGCGAGAAGAAGGCAGCCAAGACGCUGGCCAUCGUCGUGGGCGCCUUCGUGCUGUGCUGGUUCCCCUUCUUCUUCGUGCUGCCGCUCGGCUCCCUGUUCCCGCAACUGAAACCUUCUGAGGGCGUCUUCAAGGUCAUCUUCUGGCUGGGCUACUUCAACAGCUGCGUGAACCCGCUCAUCUACCCUUGCUCCAGCCGCGAGUUCAAGCGCGCCUUCCUGCGCCUCCUGCGCUGCCAGUGCCACCGACGACGCCGCCGCCGCCCGCUCUGGCGCGUCUAUGGCCACCACUGGCGAGCGUCCACCAGCGGCCAGCACCCCGACUGCGCCCCCGGCCCGGACGCCGCGCCCCCCGGGGCCCCGCUGGCUCUCAUCGAACCCUCCAUCCCCGGCUCCCCAGAGGCGCAGGCUCCGGUGCCCGCCCGUCGAAAGCCGACCUGCGCCUUCCGAGAGUGGAGGCUGCUGGGGCCGUUCCGGAGACCCACCACCCAGCUCCGCGCCAAGGUCUCCAGCCUGUCGCACAAGAUCCGCUCCGGGAACGCGAGCGCGCCCCGCGCAGAGCCCGCGUGCGCCCUGCGCCCCGCGGUGGAGGCUGUGUCCCUGAGCGUCCCCCAGGACCUGGCCGAGGGCGCCACCUGCCAGGCCUAUGACUUGGCCGACUAUGGCAACCUCAGAGAGACUGAUAUUUAAGGACACCCCCCCCAACCCCCAAGUAGGGAGUCCACAGGGAGAGGGCGGAGAGCAGGGUGAGCACGAGGUGUGGGCUGUGGGGCGUGGGGCUGCAGCCCACCGGAAUCAGCCACCAGGACACUGAAGGAGGCGCUGCUCUGUGGCCUGCUUUCCGAGCUGGGACUGGACAGGGCCCUUGGAGGACGGAAAGUCACGGCCCCUCCUGGACACGGCUGCCCUCAAGUCCUGCUUCAGGAGGGAGAGGCUGCGGGCCUCCAUUUGCUCCCAGUUCCUGUUUGAGAAACACCACCCCAUCCACGACCUGAACCCUGGGCUACAACCUGCCCUCCUCUCGGGGCGAGGCCUUGCCUGGCUGCCCCCCAUGCGGCUCCUAGGGAAAAAGUCAGAGGGGCCAGGGUUUCUCAAGGGACAGCUUCUCCUGACUCUUCAGCGGAGGAACCCAGUGGGCCUGCCACUGCCACCCGCAGCUUUGGUGGCAGAUGGGAUGGCCACCCUGAAAGCCUGUUGUAUUUACCCACGGGCCCACUCCACCCUACUCAGGUUCCUCCAUGCACACCCCAUCACCUGGCCCUGACCCUAUUACUCCCCCCCCAAGGGCCUUACUGUUUACACUCUGUACAUAGCUCCUGUGCCUGUGCCCCUCACUUCUCGCUGGGAUCCAGAGCCGUCCAAUGGGGAGAGCCUUGUCAUUUUAGGACAUAUUUAUUGGGGAGAGUACUUCUAUUUUGUGCAAACCGUGCAGACUGUCCCUCUUUAGUUUAUAACCCAUAAAGGACUUUUUUUUUUCCCUAAAACCCUUCAAGCACUAAAGGUCCACAAGAGGCUAGACUGGGUCUGCGUCCACAUUUCUAGUUUCAACUUAACUGUCUCCUUAACUCCUAGCUGCUGUCCUUUGGGAUUUUCAGUCUGACCGUGGACUUGGGAAAUUUUGUUGGCUUUUAAAACUGACGUGAUUUGUCUUGGGAACCAGACAGUGACCAUAAGCACAAGUCUGCUUUGUCAGUCCCCAGAUGCAUCUGUGAAGCGCUGAGGGCCUCGGUGAGGAACAGGGGCCAUCAGUGAGAUGGGUGGACAAUUAUGAAGCCCAAGCGGGCACUCACAAGGUGAGUGAGAGCGCCCCUUCCGAGGAACCAUGCUUGGUAACUGAGAAAAAUGUCCACACCAUUGACAUUCCCCAGAGAGGCGGGCAGUGGAGACUUCAGCUGGCUAAUGCCAACCACAUAUGUCCAGUUGGCAUGCAGGCCACAGCUGUGGCCGGUGAAAGGAGAGCUGGUUAGAUAGCACCCUGCAGGGGCUGAGU
Talpa occidentalis (Iberian mole) is the source of this 3068-nucleotide messenger RNA. RefSeq names its product adrenoceptor alpha 1D (gene ADRA1D). The coding region runs from base 53 to 1768 and encodes 571 amino acids. Gene Ontology annotation, molecular function: alpha1-adrenergic receptor activity. Gene Ontology annotation, cellular component: membrane. Gene Ontology annotation, biological process: positive regulation of cytosolic calcium ion concentration; cell-cell signaling; adenylate cyclase-activating adrenergic receptor signaling pathway. The record is from RefSeq and is a predicted model, not a curated record. The transcript is spliced from 2 exons. NCBI's taxonomy places the organism in Eukaryota, Metazoa, Chordata, Mammalia, Eulipotyphla, Talpidae.